Molecule: messenger RNA, 1153 nt
Organism: Vombatus ursinus (common wombat)
Lineage: Eukaryota; Metazoa; Chordata; Mammalia; Diprotodontia; Vombatidae
Product: filaggrin-2-like
Exons: 4
Coding region: 101-1153 (350 amino acids)
Molecular function (GO): calcium ion binding; transition metal ion binding
Source: RefSeq, a predicted model, not a curated record
AGAAGCCCAGCAGCCCAGACAGUUGGUACCGUACAAGUUGUUUCCAUCUCCUUCCUGCUUGUUCCUUUGGCAAACUAGGUCAAUUAAAUUGUGCACCAAGAUGUCUCAUCUCCUGACAAGCAUCGCCACCAUCAUGGAUGUCUUCUACCAAUAUUGUGGCCAAGAUGAGGAGUGUGACACGAUGAGCCAGAGCGCAUUGAAGGAAUUUCUGGAAAAUGAGCUGCAGUUUAUUCUGAAGAAUCCAAGAGAUGCUGAUACUGUGGAUGUCUUCAUGCUUAAUAUGGAUCAAGAUCGUAACAAGAGAAUAGAUUUUACUGAGUUCCUGUUGAUGAUAUUCAAGCUGACAAUGGCAUUCAACAAAGCCUACAAGACAGAGUACUGCCACGGUCACCAUGAAGAUCAGACUGAAAGAGAAGAAGAGGAAGAAGAACAAAAAGGAGGUGAAUCAGACUCAAAUAAUUCAAGUUGGAAAAAUGAAAAAGGAUAUAGUAAAUCCAAAACCGGGCAAUCACAGGAAACACAGGAAGUCGGGCAUAGGUCUGGCUUGGGAGGGAGAGAGAGCGAAGGUUCUCUGUCAAGCUCACAGAAGAAGGUCUCAAAGAAAAUAAAUCCUGAGUCAAAUUCAAGCAAUUCAGGAAAGAGCAAAGAUAGUAAACAUAUAUCCCACUCAAGCAAACAGGGUGGGAGGAAACAGAAUUCAAGGACAAGCCCAUCCAGAGUUCAUGGAGGAAAAGAAUAUAACACUGACUCUGAAAACGCAAGUCAAGAGGGUGAGAAAAGAUAUAACUCCAAAAGGAGUCAAGAAGAUGGAUUUAAGAAACAAGAAAGCAAAUCUAGAGAAAACGUCCCAUUAGUGAGUUUUGAAGAACAAGAAGAAAUUCUCAGAAGCUUUCAGUCCUCAAGUACAGGGAAAUACAAUUCUGGCACCGGCUCUGGCUCUGGCUCUGACUCUGGCUCCAGGCAGUCCUCUGGAUCUGGCCAAUAUGGGUCACAUUCAGGUCAGUCAUCUACCAGAAGGGGACAUGGAUCUGGUUCACACCCCAAGAUAGGCAUUCCUUCCUCCAGCUCCGGGCAACAUGGCUCAGGCUUUGGCUCUGAAUAUGACUCAAAUCAGUCUUCUCUAAAGAAAGAGCAGGAAUCUUCCUAUGAGUAG